Molecule: messenger RNA, 1368 nt
Organism: Penicillium arizonense
Lineage: Eukaryota; Fungi; Ascomycota; Eurotiomycetes; Eurotiales; Aspergillaceae
Product: D-arabinose 1-dehydrogenase (NAD(P)(+)) ARA2
Exons: 1
Coding region: 1-1368 (455 amino acids)
Biological process (GO): dehydro-D-arabinono-1,4-lactone biosynthetic process
Cellular component (GO): cytosol
Molecular function (GO): D-arabinose 1-dehydrogenase [NAD(P)+] activity
Source: RefSeq, a predicted model, not a curated record
AUGGGUACGGCAACCUUCAACUCCCAAUACAACGCCGACCCCUUCGCCCUCCCCACAACAGAAUUAGUACAGCGAGCACUAAGCAACGGCAUCCGUGCCUUCGACACAUCACCCUACUAUGGCCCCGCCGAAGAACUACUCGGCCGCGCACUCGCCACCGAAACAGUCCAAGCCAACUUCCCGCGCCAGACAUACAAACUCCUCACAAAGGUCGGCCGCGUAGCAGGCGCAUCAUUUGACUACUCCCCAUCAUGGGUCAGACACAGUGUGCGCCGUAGUUUGCACCGGCUUCACACAGACUAUCUCGACGUGGUAUACUGCCACGACGCGGAAUUUGUGACACCCGCCGAAGUCCUAACUGCCGUACGGGAACUGCGCCGUCUCCGCGAUGAAGAGGGCGUACUUCAUUACGUUGGUAUCUCCGGCUACCCGGUUGACACAUUGAGCGAAUUGGCGGAAAUGAUUCUACGGGAGACCGGCGAGCCAUUGGAUAUCGUGAUGUCCUAUGCCAAUUUCACGCUACAGAAUACGAGAUUACAAUCGCGCGCUUUGCCGCGGCUUCUAGCUGCAGGCGUCGAUGUCGUUCCUAAUGCCUCGCCGUUGGGAAUGGGUCUGCUCCGUCGUGACGGUGUGCCUAUUGGUUCAAUGGGCGAUUUCCAUCCUGCGCCGAAUGGCUUGCGCAGUGCCAUCCAUAGUGCCGCGGAAUAUGCAUCAAGUCAUGGCGAGAAACUCGAAGUCGUUGCGAUUCGGUUCGCGCUAGAGUCAUGGCUUCGUAUUGGUGCGCGGGCUGGUGGUCUUGGCGCACCACUUGCGCGCGCUGCAGAUGCCGACCCUGGAUUCUUGUCAGUGACUAAUAUUGGGACUGGGAAGAGGCUAGGUGUCAGUGUUAUGGGCGUGAGCAAUAUCGCCGAGCUGGAUGAGACUCUGCGUGUGUGGCAUAGUAUCGUUGAUGGACUGGAGAAGUGGACUGAUGAUGAUGACGGCUCGUAUUUCAAUACUAAGGUCGAAUCUGCCGGUUAUUCUACUCCUAGCCUGGAUGUUCCCGCCGGUGUUGCCUCCAAUCCCAGCAUUCUUACGCCACAGGAGGGUCUCAUUACUGACCGGGCCUGGUCUCAUGCGCGCGGUGCGCACAUCUUGCAACUGGCUCGGGAAAUUCGCGAUGUCCUGGGUACAGAGUGGGUUGACUAUGUCUGGGAUAGUCCCUCGCCAGACUUUGUGAACUCGUUAUCUGAGGAGCAUGUUGCCACUGUGCAGAAGAUUGAGGCGGAAGAAAGAACAGGAGAGAAGACGAAUUUAUCUUCGUCUGAUGGAGCUGGGAGGGAUCCUAUGCUGACUCCACCUUUAGAGGCGGAGAAGCAGCUUGCAUAG